Molecule: messenger RNA, 741 nt
Organism: Spirometra erinaceieuropaei
Lineage: Eukaryota; Metazoa; Platyhelminthes; Cestoda; Diphyllobothriidea; Diphyllobothriidae
Source: the annotation of a GenBank genome assembly
AUGCUCUUCGUCCUCUGCAGUUCGAAUGACGCUCCAGAUGACAUUAAGCUCUGGAGCGUCAUUCGAACUGCAGAGGACGAAGAGCAUCUGCAGUCGAACCUAAACCGACUCCAACAGUGGUCAAAGGCCUGGCUUCUGCGGUUCAACGAGAAAAAGUGCAAUAUUCUACGAGUCGGCAGAGCUCGCUCUCCGAACCAUAUGGCCUACUGCCUAAACGGUAUACCACUGCAAGAAGUGGACUCGCAGAAGGACUCGGGAGUAUGGAUUACGACCUCGCUCAAACCUUCGCUGCACUGCACGAAGAUAGCCAAGUCUGCAAUGUCAGUCCUCUACCUUGUCAAGCGGGCUUUCUCUGCCUUUGAUGAAGACUGCUUCGCUAAAGUCUUUCGAACUUUUGUGCGUCCGCAACUAGAAUUUGCUAUCCAAGCUUCGAGACCCUGGACCGCGAAGGACCUCAGCAUACUUGAAAGGGUUCAAAGGCGUGCAACGAAACUUGUGGCAGGACAGGGUUCACUACCAUAUGCAACGCGGUUAGCUAACCUUGAUCUCUUCCCAAGAUACUUCACCCAGGGCAAGGUGUACAUGGCUAAAUACUACUUGUUGUACGGACAACUAUUAGUACGGCGCAUUUACGAUGACCUCGAUUGCACACCCUUGACAAAGAGUGGACGCCGAUAUUGCAGACAUCAUUUGGGAUCUCCAAAUAGGGCGAGGUUUGGUUCUGCAGCCCCACUUCAUUGA